Molecule: messenger RNA, 1522 nt
Organism: Rhincodon typus (whale shark)
Lineage: Eukaryota; Metazoa; Chordata; Chondrichthyes; Orectolobiformes; Rhincodontidae
Product: membrane protein FAM174A
Exons: 3
Coding region: 361-828 (155 amino acids)
Source: RefSeq, a predicted model, not a curated record
AGGUUACUGGAUUAUAAGAUAUUUCUGCUUGGUGCAGAGGACAGGGCAGGCUGUGGCAGUACAGGACAUUUCUAUAUGGUGCUGAGGACAGGACCAUAUUCAUUGAACUGCAUUCCACUAUUCCAGACCGGGAAUUGACUCUGUUCCAGUUCGGGUGUAAACUGUAAUCCAGUCCGGAUUUCCAUGAUCUCCCGUUUAUUCUACACGUGGCGGAUUCUCUGGAGAAAAUAAAACAAGCGGCUCCACUUCCGGUUUCUGUGUGAGCGCCGCUCGUGCUCCCUCAGUAACAGCCGCAGGCCGGGGGCCUCGAGCCGGGAGUUGGGGGGGAGGCUUACACUGAGCUCGAGCCGCCGCUUUGCCAUGUGGUCGUUGGCGCCUCGGUUACUCUGGCUCUGUCCGCUGAUGCGGGCCGGAGACGCGGUGCUAAAUGUGAGGAUGUCCUGGAAGUCGCUGGGAAGCCGGAUCGUGUUGGGCCUUAUGCUGCAAAUCAACAACAGCAACAGCAGCAGCAACAAUAACAAUAACGGUAGCACCCCCGGGCUGGAGGCCGGAGAUAAACCCAUCAAGGAUGUCGAGUACAACAGCAGUGUAUCCGCUGAUGAACAGACCAUGAUGAUUCAGCGGGCUCUCUAUGUGCUGGUCGCUGUCACCGCCUUAGUCAUUGUGUACUUCGUGGUGAGGACCAUCAGGGUGAGAAGGAUUCACAGAAAGAACCGGAAGUAUGGUAUACUGAAUACAAACCUCGAAAACAUGGAAAUGCGGCCUUUAGAUCAGGAAGAUGAUGAUGAGGAUGACACGUUAUUUGAUGUACAUCAGUCAAGAAGGUGAAUGCAGUCAGUCUUGAGGGUGCUCUGCAAGAAAACCAAAGCUAUAAAACAAUAUCAAGAAGCUACAAGCAUCUUGCUAUACCAGAAUGAGUUCUAAGUCUAUGUAUUGUGCUCAAUUGUGUUGAGUUACUGUAAAGUAAUUUUGUAGCUGUACUGUCUUGAAAAAUGCACUAUUUUAAUAAGAUAAAGCUUUUGUUUCUGAUAAUAGAUGUAAAUGAAAAUUAAGAAUGUAUUUUUGUAAUUUCUUGCUAAAACUGAUAAUUAUAUCAUCUUUUCUUAAGGCUAAAAAACCAGAUGAAUUCUUCACAUUUCUUUUAUACAUGUGAACACUAGUCUGAGUUUAGAUGGAAAUAAUCUUGGAGUUAGAAUUUCUGCUUGAAAAAGAAAAUCAGAUCUGUAUUUUCUGAGUUAGACUCCAGCCCCUUUUAAAAUUAGAAUCAGACUCAUAGAAUGAUCAUACUCUAGUCGUGGGAAUUGUGGGGGAAAAAAAUUGGUGACUAGAAGUAAUAACACUUCCUCAGGGCGAUGUAAAUUAUUACUGUGGCUUGUAGCCCUAAUAGAAGGUAUUGGUAUUUUACAGAAAUUUGUUUAAAAUGAUUUUUCUAUAGUGUUAAUAUUGUAGACACUGUGUGUAUUAUAUUAAGAUUAACUAUUAGCAUAUGUUUUGUACAAAAUAAACACAAGUUUACAAACUA